CUAAGGAUAUACACAAUGUAUUUCAUCAAUAAUGAAGAUAUUCCUGAAAAAAAAUCAAAAUUUCUACCAAAACCGGAAAUCGUAUCAAAAUCAGAAAUCUUGCCAAAGAUGGAUGUUGAGCCAAAAUCGAAAAUCAUAUUACCACCAGAAUUACCUACGUCUAUUAAUGAAAAUACAACUCAACAAUUGAUUUCUAAUGAGAAUAAUGCUGGGAAACGAGUGUAUGGGCGAGCUAGGGCGAAUUUGAGCUUCAGUUCAUUUUAUAUAUUCUGUGAAGAUUUUCGCAAACAGCUUAACUAUUUAUACCCCCAUAAAAGUGAAACUUAUCAUAAGACUAUACUCAACUAUAUGUGGAAACAUUUAAAUAUCAGAGACAAACAUAAAUAUUAUGAAACUGCAACUAAAGCUCGCACGAUGUACAAUCUACCAGAACUUCCUUAUCUUACAGAAAAUAGUCAAGAAAAGUUAACAUACAAAUUUACCAAUAGUAACACUAACACAGAUGCUAUUAACUCCAGUGGUUCAAAAAUAGUUGGGAAACUAGUAAAAGUCAAGUUUUCAAAAUCAUGCACCGCACCAAUCAUAACGCCUCUGAAGUUACGAGACGUGGUUGAUCAAUUAGAUAAAUCGGCGUGCGGUCGGCGCCAAAACGAAGUUGACGGUUUCGGUGAAGGAAAGCUGCGACAAGAUCACGGUGAGAUAUCGGAACACCAAGAUCACGGUGAGGAAUACGUGCCACCGCCUCUCGGUCACCGUGACGGUCAAGCUGCAGGCAUCGACGAACCGCGGGGACGGUUGAUCGCCGGCUGCGACGUCCCGCUGAUCGUCACCGGUCCGGCUCCCAUCUAUCCGGCCAUCCGCGCUUCGCCGAGUCCCACCACAUCCACCAUCACCACCAGCCGCCUGCAGCUGCAGAAGUGUCCUCAGCAUCCUAAAUCCGAGGGAUCGACAACGUCUUCUGCCCGACCGGAAAUCAUGUUGCAACAGUACCAACAGCAACCGGAUUACACGCCCUACGGCGGCAUCGGGUACGGUGCGCAGCCCAACGCCGGUUACUUCAACUAUGCCGCCACCGAGUCUUCUUGGUACGGUUCGCCGUCGUCAGGCGCCGCCGAUCACGCGCAAAUGCAUGCCGGUUUAUCACAUAACGCGUGCAACACACAUAUCGGCGACAGUACAGGAAACUUCCUGAACCAUGGUUAUCAUCAGGCUACGUCGACAGGAGCGUCGACGUCUUCGGCAGAAUCGUUCGCCGCCAACAACCAUCCGGUGUCCCAGGCCGACAUGACAGACCCCAUGGCUGAUUUCUUGGGCGGCCACCAAAACAUGACCGAAAAUGAUAAGAUCAUCAAGGAGGAGUCCAUAGACUGGCUCUCGACCAUCAUUAACGACGAAGUAGUCGACCACGGUAACCGGUCUGACGCUUGUGAUGGGGGCGGUGGAGGUGUGGCGGGCUCAGGUGGCAACGGCAAACUCGUCGGAGACUUAGCUUGCGAGGGCAGGGAGUCCAACGGCCGGUUGCCCAACUUUCAUCAGGCAUUCGGGUCCACCGAGAUAGGCAGGUUCUCACAGCACGAGUACUACGAACCGCCCAAAGAAACGGCCAUCGGCGAAUGCCAGUCGGCGGGACGGUCGAGCUCGGCCGCCGCACAACAGCCCGGCGCCGGGACGUCGCAGCGACUCGACGAACAGCACACGGCGGCGUCGUCGUCGUCGUUCGAACCGCCGCGGCAACAGAACAGGCGUGGACGCGCGCAGCGUGGCGGGGGCCAAAACAGGCGCAACAAGCAGACUAGAACGGCGGCCGCCGCCGCUGCAGCGGCUGCCGCCGUGGCCGCCCAACAGUACGUGGGUUACGACGUGACCGGUGCCGCGAUGGGCAGGCACCAGGUACCUCCAUACCACCACCAAGACCCGUACAACCGGAACCAUCAUCAUCACGCCCAGCAGCAGCGGUACCACCAAGAAUACCAUCACCAAAACCAGCAUCAGACGCCGUACCAGAACCACCAACAAGAGUAUUACAGGCCGUACGACCGGAUGCACUACCAGCAACAACAGCCGCUGUUGCCAUCGAACCAGUACUACAACAGCAGCAACAGCAACAACAACGGGGGUGGAGGCAGUAAUAGCAACAGCAACAGCAACAUUAACAACAGUAACCGGGAACAGUCGUACGCUGGCGGAUACAACCGGUUUCACUCGUGCUGCUCUACCGAGCACAUAGCCAGACCCAGUCAUCACCACAACUACGGUCCGGGCCAGUACUACGGUGAUUACAACACCUACAACCAGUGGUGAUGAGGAUUCCUCAUCAUCUCCGCCGCCGCCGCCGUGUCGUAAAAUAUCGUUUUUAACGUCGUUCUAAAAAAAAUUAAGGUAUGUUUUGUUUGAGCACACCAACAACGGCGGGUGUGCCUUUCAAACACCCCCUCCCCAACCCCUUCACCCCACCCCUUCAGAUACAAAAAUAAUAUUUAUCAAAUUAAUAUUUGUAACUCACUAUCUGUGAUACGAUGACGAUGGUAAUACACGGUAUAGCGAUUAUUUGAUGUAUUAUUAUCAAACGUUAUUGUGCAACAACAAAAUUUGUGGCUUAAACGCGAAUAGAACGCCGUUUUUUUUUCUCGACACUCAACGAGUCAAUUAUAACGUCGAAAACGAAAUUCCCGAUUUAUAUAUAAUAUUCGUCUUCUGGUGACACGUAUUACAUCAACACCUGGAGUGUAAAAACGGUAACUCGAUGUCCUAUUUAAAAUGAUAACUUUAUACCUUUAUAACUAUUUAAAACAAUAUAAGAUUAUUGUUAUUGUAUUAAUCUAAUGUCGAACAAAAACCGCGCGUGUGGUAGUUGCGACCGGCAACGACAUUACUGCGAAUGGACACCGAAAUCGUUGGCCUCGAGUGAUCUAUAAUAUUUAUGUGAAAUGACAACGUGGUGCCAGAGAAGACUUUGACUGUCGGAUCUUGAAUCCUAUGGCGUGUCGUCAUCAUAAUUUGUGCGUGUUCUUCCUCAAAACGAGAAAAGGAUAAAAAAAACAAACCACGACGACGAAGGUCUUGUCUCGUUUCGAUGUUUUAUAAUCGUAUAAUUUACAUUAUAGUGUUUAAGUCGUUGUGCCUUAUUAAUUAACGGUUAAUGUUGUUAAAUGCACCAUUAUAUUAUUAUUAUUAUUAUAUUACGAUAUUAAUAAAUUAUAUAUUACUGUAUAAAAUAUUAUCGAUAGCAUAUUUUUUUUUUUACAUAAAUAUUUAUUAUUAUAUUAUAUAAAACAUAAAUGGCGACCGAAUCAGCGUUUAAAAAGUCCGGCGCCGGCAGUUUUAUUUACAUUUUGUUUUUAUUAUUAUAUUGUUUAGUUUUGUUUUCCGAUUCCGUUUGUAUAUUAUAAUAUUAUAAUAUAUCCUAUCUCUAUUGCUGGUAAGAGGGAGCAAUGAUACAAGUUUUUUAAGCUGUGCGCUAUAAUAUAUUAUUUCGUUUUAGACGAUAAGGCAGAGCCUGCUGCAGUGUUUUUAUCCUACUAAUAUUAGUUGUCCGUUUGUUUGUAUCAUUACUAUAUUAUUAUUAUUAUUAUUAUUAUUAUUAUCGAUAUUAUUAUAUUUUGUACGUGCGUAGUCUUCCUGAAUACAUUAUAUUAUAUUAUAUAAAUAUUAUUGUUAGGUCCGGUCAUAUUAUAAUAUAAUAUGUUGACGAAUGAGAUAAUACUACGUUAGAGCUUCCUCCGUUACAACCCCAUCGCGACAAUAUCUGGUCACUGCGGCACCGCGAUUAGUUGUAUUAAUCAUUAUUAUUAUUAUAUAUAUAUUUUUUUUUUAUGGUCAUUUCUGUUUUUAUUAGUUUUUUUUUCACUUUUGAAAACGGAAGUUAGGCUCAACUGUUACAUGGACCAAUAGUAAAAUAAAUUUAUGUACCUACCUACCUAUAAUUAUGUAAUAUUCAAUAACCGAGUUUUCUGUCACUGUGAUCGAGUAUGUAUAUGUUACGCAUACAUAUUAUGUCAAAUAAUGAUGUAUUAUUACAAUACCGUAGUGCGUGUUUGACCUUUACACGAGAAAAUAGAAAAAAAAAUAACGAUAAAGCCAUUAUAUUCCUCUAUAGCUUCGCGAAAUCGUGAGAAAAUAAAAUAAUAAUUAACCUAUUAGCUAAUAAAAUUAUUAAUUAUACAUUAUUUUAUAGGAAAACACAAUCUAUAGCUACGUGAAUUUAAAGUUUGUGUAGAGUACACUUCCCGCAAGGUACAUAUAAUAACAUUGCAGCGUUAUGCCUUCACGGUAUAAUAAUAUUAUAAUAUUAUGUGCAUACACACAAAACGGCUUGAUAAUAUUACAUAAUGUUAAAAUACAGUGAACUAUGGAAAUUCCGGUCGAAAAAUCUAUGGAAAAACGUUUCUUUUCCGUUUCGUCUCUGCAGACAGUCGUCCAACAACAUACGCGCGUUUAGGACGUGUAAGUUCGUUACGUUGUUUUCGUAUUGUUUUUUACGUUAUUCUCGCCGACGACAUUCGAACAACAGCUCGCCACACACGCACACGCACGAGACUCGCCAUAAUAAUAAUAAUAAUAAUAAUAUAACAGAUAUCAUAUUAUCAGAAAAUUCGGAAUGUGGCCGUGCCAUAAUAAUGUUACAUCGAUGUUUGCCUUCGUUGCGUUUUUUAUCUUCUCGUGCGAUGUGGCGAUGGAAUUAUUACGCACCGAGAACGACUUUUUUUUCGUCACCCGACCCCGUCGAGCACACAAUAUUAUUAUUCCACCAUCUAUUCGACGCGUACAUCUCGGUGUCGUAGUGUCCUAUUCAUAAUGUGUGGACAUGACGUACCUAUACCUGCAAUGACACCAGUCAUCAGAUGAUCACCUCUCGUUGACGUCAGAGCGUGCGUAGUAUACAGGGUCAUGGACGUGCGAAAACGAUCGAUACAAACCAACUAUACAAAUAUUAUUAUUUAAUUAUUUUAAUAUAUUAUGAUUAUUAAUAAUAAUAAUAUCACGCCGUAUAUGUACUGUAGCCGGAUACACAUACGCUGAUAGCCGGAUAAUCGCGGUCGUCCGAAAAACCAUUAAACCAUAAUAUUAUAUUAUAAUAUAGACUUUUUUAUUAUUACUAUUAUUAUUUUAUGCACACAUUGCGGUUCGGUUCUCUUGCAGUGUUGUGUAUACAGUCCUCCUUUACGUUAUUAUUUUAUAUUAUUAAAAGUGUUGUUAACAUUACUAUUAUUAUUAUUAUUAUUAUUAUUAUUAU
Molecule: messenger RNA, 5233 nt
Organism: Myzus persicae (green peach aphid)
Lineage: Eukaryota; Metazoa; Arthropoda; Insecta; Hemiptera; Aphididae
Exons: 7
Coding region: 16-2301 (761 amino acids)
Source: RefSeq, a predicted model, not a curated record